Messenger RNA from Gopherus flavomarginatus (Mexican gopher tortoise), 4419 nucleotides. It is a transcript of the gene PPP4R3A, whose product is annotated as protein phosphatase 4 regulatory subunit 3A. Gene Ontology annotation, molecular function: protein phosphatase activator activity. The transcript has 15 exons. The record is from RefSeq and is a predicted model, not a curated record. Gene Ontology annotation, biological process: protein dephosphorylation; DNA damage response. The coding region runs from base 1021 to 3477 and encodes 818 amino acids. Lineage: Eukaryota; Metazoa; Chordata; Testudines; Testudinidae. Gene Ontology annotation, cellular component: protein phosphatase 4 complex; nucleoplasm.
CGCGCCUCCAGUGAGAGGUGAAACCAAGAUGGCGGUCGCACAGUGACUGAGGCGGAGACAGAGGCAGUGGGAGACGGACGGGCCUCGCCGCGCCUUAGCCAGCCAGCCCGGCCGGGGAGGGGCUUUGCCUGCCGGGCGCCCGGAGCGGAGCCGGCCGGACUAGCGGAGCGGGCCGAGGAGCCGGGGCUGAGCCGCAGCAGUAGCGGGAGGAGGAGGAAGAAGAAUAUGGCGGCGGAGCCGGGCUGGGAGUGAAUCUGCCGCGAGCCCAUGGGGAAGACGGGGCGCUGAGCCCGGCCGCCUUCGCACCCCGCCCGGGACAGGCAGCGCCCGCUGGCCGCCCUCGAGCCGCGCCUCCUCUACCCCCCGCACUGACGAACUGCGAGCGAGGGGGCGUCGGGCCUGGGCAGCGCCCGCACAAUAGAGCCGAGCGCUGGGCAGGGGGUGAACUGACCCCGCUCCCUCCCCCUUGCCGCCGAUCUGCCAGCACCCCUUGUCCCCUCUGCUAAUCUAGCUGCUCCCUGUCCCCUUCCCCGGCCAGCACACUGUCCUCCCGGCUCACCCCUCUCCUGGCACCCCUGCUCUGCAAGCCCCAUCCCCUGCCACCUUUUCCCCCCACCCACUUCUAGCCUCCAUAGCCAUCUUUCCUCUCCUUCACUAUCCCUCCUCUAAUACCUCUGCUCCCUUCCCACGCUGCCCCUUCGGCCUGUCCCUUUACCCCUGGCAGCCCAACUGCUCUCUAGGCUUUCCCUCCCGACUAGCACCUCCCUGGUCCUCUAGCCCUCCUCCUAAAUAGCUUUCCACCAACCACCCCUUCCCCAGCACUCUGCUGUGUCUCCAAAUAUUGGGGAUGAGGAGGAGACUGCCCCAGCAGUGAAGGAUAAGGAGAGAUCUGAGGGUGUCUGUGUGGGACUGCUACCCUCUUUCCUGCUCCCCUCUGAGGGGGGCCUAGCCCCCCACCAACCUCCUGUUCCUUCAGGUGUCAUAGGCCAGGGUGGUGGCUGUGGUGUGGCAGGCGGCAGGAUGACAGACACCCGGCGGAGGGUGAAAGUUUACACGCUGAAUGAAGACCGCCAGUGGGAUGAUCGGGGCACCGGACAUGUGUCCUCUGGCUACGUGGAGAGGCUGAAGGGCAUGUCCCUGCUUGUCAGGGCAGAGAGCGAUGGUUCUCUUCUUUUGGAGUCCAAAAUUAAUCCAAACACUGCAUACCAGAAGCAACAGGACACUUUGAUUGUGUGGUCUGAAGCUGAAAAUUAUGACUUGGCACUUAGCUUUCAAGAAAAAGCUGGAUGUGAUGAAAUAUGGGAAAAAAUAUGUCAGGUUCAAGGAAAAGAUCCUUCAGUGGAUAUUACUCAGGACCUUGUAGAUGAAUCUGAGGAGGAACGUUUUGAUGAUAUGUCAUCACCAGGUCUAGAAUUGCCAUCUUGUGAAUUAAAUCGGCUAGAGGAAAUUGCGGAACUUGUGGCAUCUUCACUGCCUUCCCCAUUGCGUCGUGAAAAACUCGCACUAGCACUGGAAAAUGAGGGCUAUAUUAAAAAGCUCUUAGAAAUUUUUCAUGUGUGUGAGGACUUGGAGAACCUUGAAGGACUACACCACUUAUAUGAAAUUAUCAAGGGAAUCUUCCUUCUGAACAGAACUGCACUUUUCGAAGUAAUGUUUUCUGAGGAAUGUAUAAUGGACAUAAUUGGAUGCCUAGAAUAUGAUCCUUCGUUAUCGCCGUCACGGAAACACAGGGAAUUUCUGACAAAAACAGCAAAAUUUAAAGAGGUGAUUCCUAUAUCUGAUCCAGAGUUGAAGCAAAAAAUUCAUCAAACUUACAGAGUACAGUAUAUCCAAGAUAUGGUUCUACCCACUCCCUCAGUGUUUGAAGAAAAUAUGCUGUCAACACUUCACUCCUUCAUCUUUUUUAAUAAAGUGGAAAUAGUUGGUAUGUUACAGGAAGAUGAAAAAUUUCUGACAGAAUUGUUUGCACAAUUAACAGAUGAAGCCACAGAUGAGGAGAAAAGACAAGAAUUGGUAAACUUUCUCAAAGAGUUCUGUGCAUUUUCUCAAACAUUACAACCUCAAAACAGAGAUGCUUUUUUCAAAACAUUGUCUAAUAUGGGUAUACUGCCAGCACUAGAAGUCAUCCUAGGUAUGGAUGAUGCACAAGUGCGAAGUGCAGCUACUGAUAUAUUCUCAUAUUUGGUUGAGUACAAUCCAUCCAUGGUACGAGAGUUUGUUAUGCAGGAAGCUCAACAAAAUGAUGAUGAUAUUUUACUCAUUAACCUCAUCAUAGAACACAUGAUUUGUGAUACAGAUCCCGAACUUGGAGGGGCAGUCCAACUCAUGGGUCUCCUUCGUACUUUAGUUGAUCCAGAAAACAUGCUGGCCACAGCCAAUAAAACUGAAAAGACAGAAUUCCUGGGUUUCUUCUAUAAACAUUGUAUGCAUGUUCUCACAGCUCCCUUACUGGCUAAUACAACAGAGGAGAAGCCUAGCAAAGAUGAUUUUCAGACAGCCCAGCUCUUGGCAUUAAUAUUGGAAUUGCUAACGUUCUGUGUAGAACAUCAUACGUAUCACAUAAAGAACUAUAUUAUUAACAAGGAUAUCCUGCGGAGAGUACUAGUUCUGAUGGCCUCAAAGCAUGCUUUCUUGGCAUUAUGUGCCCUUCGUUUUAAGAGAAAGAUAAUUGGGUUGAAGGAUGAAUUCUAUAACCGCUAUAUAAUGAAAAGCUUUUUGUUUGAACCUGUGGUCAAAGCAUUUCUCAACAAUGGAUCCCGCUAUAAUCUGAUGAACUCUGCUAUAAUAGAGAUGUUUGAAUUUAUUAGGGUGGAAGAUAUAAAAUCAUUAACCGCUCAUGUAAUUGAGAAUUACUGGAAAGCACUGGAAGAUGUAGAUUAUGUGCAGACAUUCAAAGGAUUGAAACUACGAUUUGAACAACAAAGGGAAAGACAAGAUAAUCCCAAACUUGACAGCAUGCGCUCCAUCUUGAGAAAUCAUAGAUACCGCAGAGAUGCGAGAACCCUAGAGGAUGAGGAGGAAAUGUGGUUUAAUAGUGAUGAAGAUGAUAUGGAAGAUGGCGAAGCAGUGGUGCCCCCCUCUGACAAAACUAAAAAUGAAGACGACAUUAUGGACCCUAUUAGUAAAUUCAUGGAAAGGAAAAAAUUGAAAGAGAGUGAAGAAAAGGAGGUCCUUCUGAAAACUAAUCUUACAGGUCGUCAGAGCCCAAGUUUCAAACUUUCCUUCUCUAGUGGUACAAAAACUAACCUUACCAGCCAGUCGUCUGCAAGUAACUUGUCUGGUUCUCCAGGAUCGCCAGGAUCGCCAGGAUCACCGGGAUCAGUUUCUAAAAGCACAUCUCAGAUGGCAGCUAUUACUACCAAGGGAGGUCUAGUGGGGCUUGUAGAUUAUCCUGAUGAUGAUGAAGAGGAUGAUGAAGAUGAAGAUAAGGAAGAAACUGUACCUUUGUCAAAGAAAGCAAAACUUGAGUCGUCAUAAUGGCAACCGUCUAAUAUCAAUUUCUGUUGAGGAAGGAAAAAAAAACUACUAAUUUUUCAAAUUAAAAAUAAUAAUACACAACAAAGCAGCAAUCUUUUGUGAAUUACUGUGUGUGACACAGAUCAACCUAUACAAAUGGAUUUCUGCUAAUCAAGUGCCAAUUCAAAGGAGCAGAAGAAGGGGAAAAUAUUACAUUUAGGGGGAAGACUUAUGCCUUUGAGCUCUCCAGCUUGGACCACACAUUGCCCUUUUCUCAGGGAAGGAAAUGGAAAAACUAAAAAGCCAACAGGGCAGGAGUUGUGUUCAUGGAACUCUGGAUUGGCUGGUCAGUUACUACAAUCAGAAUAUGCUUUCUUGGACAAUGUAUGAGACUUUUGAAGAAAAGGCUGUCUUGCCAUAAUUCUUCACUAAGAAUGCCAGCAGUUUCUUUGUAUAAAGAGACCUGCCUUUGAAAUCGUACAUUCUGAACAUUUUAGUCAAGCUGCAACAGGUUUUAAAAACCUCUAUGCGGGAGGGCCUGAAUAUAAAGUUUCCUCUUUUUUUAUCUGUUCCCUUUUGCCCUUUAAACUGCAGAUUUUUUUUGGAGGUGGGGGAUUUGUCUGUCCCUUCUUGAUUAAAGAUCGAGUGGAAUUCUAGAUGUGGUCACUUUUUGUGUCAUAAUUUUAUUUUAUUUUAUUUUAUUUUGCCCCCUGAGUGUAUGCUUAGUUGUUGAGUAUAUAUUUGGGACCAUUAAAAAAUUUUUGAUGUAAUAUAAUCUCACUGUUGUGCUGGUACCUGUUUCACCCUGUGUAAUUUUGUUCUGCAUCACAAAUCUUGAUAUGUGUAGGAUUUUAUGGAAGAUGGUAUAGUUUUUAUUGAAAAAAAUGAUUCUUGCCACAAUGUGCAUACAAAAGCAAUACUAUUUUGUGACUAAAUAUUUUAUAUUAAACUUUACAUCAGCAA